AUCAGAAAAGAUAGAAAAAUCCUCCGUUGUUCGUUGCCCGUUUCGGAGUUCCAUCUACAAAGGGGUUGGCUCUCGAAGAUAUAUUCUUGAAGGCAAUGACUUCUUUGCCCUCAAAGAUCUUAUUGAUCUCUCCUAAAGGAGUCUUUGCAGCAUUACCAGUGAUGGUCGAUACUAUCUUGAGAAAGAUUCUGGAGCAUAUAACCGACCAGUGCCUAAUAUGUUAUGAUGUGGGAAUCCCCUGCACUGCUCGGCAAGACUGUGAUGAUCCCUCCUCUCUCAUUUUCCCUUUCCAGGAAGGAGAGAUUGAAAGAUGCAAAUCUUGUGACUCAGUAUUCCAUAAGCAUUGUUUUAAGAGGAUAUCAUCUUGCCCAUGUGGCACUCGGUUGAAGACGGAGCAGGAAGGCAGUUCAACUAAGGGCAGCCAGAACAUGGGCAACUGGGGAAUUCUCUCCUUGGACUUGCUCGGAAAGAGGGCAGACCUCAGUAAGGGGCUUGUUACGGGAUUCUUAGGGAAGGUAAGGUCACUCAAGUCUAGCAGGAAUGAAGAAGAGGAGCAUGAAGACAAUAAUACCGUUAUCUUAAUGGAUUCAUUGCCAAUGACCACCCUCUGAAGGGCUGUACAUACAGAGUCUUCUCUUUUAGCUUUUGAAACUACUGUGAUUAGAAGCUUGUGCUUUAGUGGAGGUCUAUUUGGUCUUGUCCUCCCACCAACUUGUAUUCUUUGUGAGUGCACAAUGGUGAUUCUUUCAUUAUCUCACAGUUAUCAUCCAUUAUAUCCAGUCAGUCAGUUGUAAAUGAAAUAUACAUGAUAUUUGCUUGUAAGUUGAGAAGAUCCAUUUGUAUUCGUUUGUAUUUGACAUGGUUCCUUGGAUUUAUUAUUUGUUCCUAUCUGGGUUUAGGUUAUCCUACUACUCAAUUUUAGUUAAGACUC
Molecule: messenger RNA, 931 nt
Organism: Nicotiana attenuata
Lineage: Eukaryota; Viridiplantae; Streptophyta; Magnoliopsida; Solanales; Solanaceae
Exons: 3
Coding region: 96-611 (171 amino acids)
Cellular component (GO): intracellular membrane-bounded organelle
Molecular function (GO): phosphatidylinositol phosphate binding
Source: RefSeq, a predicted model, not a curated record